This is a messenger RNA of Puccinia triticina, 249 nucleotides long. RefSeq lists its product as uncharacterized. The record is from RefSeq and is a predicted model, not a curated record. The transcript is spliced from 2 exons. NCBI's taxonomy places the organism in Eukaryota, Fungi, Basidiomycota, Pucciniomycetes, Pucciniales, Pucciniaceae. The coding region runs from base 1 to 249 and encodes 82 amino acids.
AUGAAACUAGUAUUGCUUUUUGCAACUGUGAUCGCGCUUCUCGGCAUGCACCUUGAAGGAACCAAAGGAAUGCCGGCUAAAAAACUCGUAAACCGAUUGGAUCGUCGCGCGCCAAUGGGUAGAGGUAGACCUCUAACGAGGGGGGAGUUAAGAGACUUGAAAUCAAAAUCGCUGGACAUGAAAAAGGGGGGCGGGAAGCACUAUUUGCCGAGUGGUGAUUAUGCUUACUUUGAAGACGGGUUCGAAUAG